AAAAUAUCACUCCCGCCAACUAAUCCAUCGGCGGUGAUGGCUUCUUCUUCAGAUCCUCGCAAUCCUCCUCCUACAAAUCCAUCGAAAACCCUAACUCCACCUACUCUUCCAUCUCCACUUCCUACUGCUACAACACCCUUUAAUCCAUCUCCUGCGGCUUUCAGACCGCAACCCCAUCCUGUAAUGGCUACAAGACCCUCAAAUCCUCAAUUUCAUCCUUCUCAACAAGUAAUAGUUGGCCCAGUUAUGACUUCCGGUGGAGCUUACAUCCCUAGAAACAUUAGACCACCACCACAACAAUUCGUUUCUGGCGGUGGGGGUUUUCAAUCUCAUCCGAUUCUUCAUCCAUUUCCUCAUAAUAAUCAGCUUAGGGGUUAUGCUUUUGACACACGUCAACAUCACAUUCACAUGAUGAGACCGCCUUCUUUACAGCAUCCUCAUCUUGGAUCUCGUCCCAAUCCUGCUGGUCUUGUAAGGAAUAUCCCUUCUGCUGCAAUUCCUCAUCCAAAGACUGCUUCAUUUCCUUCAAAGUCACCUGAUUAUGACGGCUUGAAGAGGGAUAAAAAUAGAGAUGAUAAAUGUGUUACUAUUAAUGAUCGGAAAAUUCGGUUAGCCGAUGGUGCUUCUCUCUACGCACUUUGUAGGUCAUGGGUGCACAAUGGAUUUCCUCAAGAAAGUCAGACACAAAUCAUUGGUGGGAUAAAGCCACUUCCACGACCCAAGCCUUCGGCACCAGGAAACACCAAUGUGCGUAAAAGGAAGGAAAAUUUCGGUGAAGAUGAGGAAGAAGUAGAGGAUGAAGCCGCUGUGCAGCAUUUGUCUUCCCAUGACUUGUUACAGAAACACAUAAAGCGUGCUAAAAGGGUUCGUGCACGAUUAAGAGAAGAACGAAAAGAACGGAUUGAGCGUUAUAAAGACAGACUUGUUCAUCUCCUUCCUUCACCGGUUGAGGAGUUUAGACAUGAUACAGCCCCUGGAGGCUAAUACCAAAUUUGUUUUAUCAUCCGCACCGCACAUCCAGCUUGUAGAUAUGUUAACCACGGAAGAUUAGAUCAAGCCCAAGAAUCUCUGUUAUCAUCCUCGUGAGUGUCUAGCUUCUAGAUAUGUUUACGCAUGUCAAAAUCCCUGAAGAUUUAGAUCAAGUCGAAGACGUUGCUACCCAAACCCAAGUUUUCUUGAAAUUCACAGGUUUGUCGGGGGAUCCAAUGUAAACAUAUCACACACAUGUUAGUAUAUCUUCAUUGGAAUACUUGUACUCGUAGAUCCUUUGUAGGAGUAAAAAAGUUGUUGUCUAGUUCAUCUGAAUUACAUAAUGUCCAUGAAUUUAUGCAGCUGUUGCUUGUUUAAACCUUGUGUAGCUUUUGUUUUCUUGCCGCAUUUUAUAACUAGGGGUGCACUUACUAUUUGUUUAACAUGAGUGAUGGUCUUACGAGUAGUAUAAAUAACAAAGUUCUUUGUUUCCA
Papaver somniferum (opium poppy) is the source of this 1463-nucleotide messenger RNA. RefSeq lists its product as uncharacterized. The coding region runs from base 37 to 984 and encodes 315 amino acids. The transcript has 7 exons. The record is from RefSeq and is a predicted model, not a curated record. Gene Ontology annotation, cellular component: transcription repressor complex. Lineage: Eukaryota; Viridiplantae; Streptophyta; Magnoliopsida; Ranunculales; Papaveraceae.